Messenger RNA from Orbicella faveolata, 3070 nucleotides. RefSeq names its product nuclear pore complex protein Nup93-like. Gene Ontology annotation, molecular function: structural constituent of nuclear pore. NCBI's taxonomy places the organism in Eukaryota, Metazoa, Cnidaria, Anthozoa, Scleractinia, Merulinidae. Gene Ontology annotation, biological process: protein import into nucleus; poly(A)+ mRNA export from nucleus. The record is from RefSeq and is a predicted model, not a curated record. Gene Ontology annotation, cellular component: nuclear pore.
AAGAAUUGAGAAGGAGCACCAGGGAGGAGAAUGAUGUUUCAAUAAUCAGCGGUCAAAACCAUGUCAUGCGCGUCAGAGCCAAGAGACACAUGGAGUAAAGGCAACAUGGCGGGUUUUACGAAAAUACUACACUGACCUGUCGUCCCAGUGGAUUUAUUCAGUCAACCAAGAAGAAAUACUAAUACAAUAAGGAAAGAUUAAAUUCUUGUCAAUCAUGUCGUCGAGUUUUGGCGAUUUGCUGCAACAGGCAGAGCAACUGACGGCCGACAUGGAUAGUGGCUGGGAACUCCCGCGUGUAGAGAGAAAUCUUCACCAACUCGCCGAGGCUGGGCAGAGAUUGUGGUCUCAAACUACGGGAACUGCUGGAGAUAAUGCUCAGGUCAAGGCUUCCAUUCUGCUGGGUACCAAAGGCUUUGAUGUCCCACGGCUGUCAGAAAAACUGGAUCGUCUGGACACAGCUAAGACGUUUGAGCCUCUUGAGCCUGUUAGAGAGACUGACAUUCAGGGUUUUCUUCGAAAUGAGAGGGAAAAUGCUAUCUUAGCUGCUAUAGAGGAAGCUCGAAAAAAUACAUUUAACCAGGCUGAGAGGCAUCAAUGGUCCUGUAUGGAGAAUGAAUGGGAAAAAGAGAAAGAGAAAAUUCUAAAUUCGCUGCUGGGAGCUGGACAGGAGACAUUAGACUUCUCUGCAGAGGCUGAGGUAUUCACCACCAGUUCAUUAAAUUUACAAGGAAGAAGUGCCCUUGAUGCUACUGAACUGGCUUAUGCCAGACAGGUUUACAUCCAUAAUGAAGCUCUGAUUCAGUCAGCAAGGCACAACAUAGUGGAUGGAUUCCUUGAAAUGACAGACAGAUUUGGAGAUCCGAUCAUCAAGGAUAUGUGGAUCUUUAUCAAAGACCUGGGAGAAGAACUACAACAUUCUCAUGGUUCCUCUCAGGUCCAGACAGAGAAAGUUCGGUUUUCCCUUGAUUUUCAAAUGGCAUUUAUUCAAAUGGCAAGAAUUUUCUUAGAAAAAAGGUACAAAAAUUUUGUCCAGGAUACAGUCUAUGACAACCUGCAUCAAGCAAAGUUAGGAGGAGUGCCAGGCACUUUUCACCUGGUCAAGAGCUUUCUGAAGAUUAAACUUCCAACUGUUGUCCAAGGAUUAGAGGAUGGGGAUGUUGAUGGUUCCCCAUUAUGGCCUUUGAUUUACUAUUGCCUGCGAUGUGGGGACCCAAAGGCAGCUUUACAGGCAGUUCAGUAUGUGCCACAGCAUUUGGGAGAAUUCAGAGACUUUUUUGCUGAGUACAUGAACAGCAAAGAGAGAAGACUGAGUCCCAGCUCAGAAAGUAAACUUCGUCUUCAGUACAGGCGAUCUAUCCGUACCAGCCAAGAUCCUUUUAAAAAGGCAGUGUACUGUUUGAUUGGUCACUGUGAUGUGAUGCUGGAUUCUCAUCAGGAAGUUGCUAACAAAACUGAAGAUUACUUGUGGUUAAAGCUCAAUCAAGUGACUGUGGAUGAUGAAGAAGGAAGCCAUGACAGCCUUACAUUCCAACAGCUACAGACCAUGUUACUGGAACAGUUUGGUGAGGCUCACUUUAACGCAUAUCAGAAACCUUUGUUGUACUUUCAAGUUCUGUUUUUAACAGGCCAGUUUGAAGCAGCCAUCGAGUUCUUAUCCCGUGUCGAGACCUUCAGGAGUCAUGCUGUGCACUUUGCCAUUGCACUUUUUAAGAUGCAUCUUCUCCUGUUACCAGAUUCAAUCCAAGCUCAGCUUUUGACACCUUUCUCUGGAGAUCCUCCACCCAGUAGAAGAUUGAACUUUGCUCGACUGAUCAUGUCUUAUACUCGGAAAUUUGAGGUUACAGAUCCUCGAGAGGCUCUGCAAUAUUUUUUCUUGUUGAGGGGAAUGAAUGGCCCACAGGGUGAAGACCUCUUUAUGUCUUGUAUAAGUGAACUGGUUUUGGAAACUAGAGAAUUUGAAAUGUUACUUGGCCGCCUAGAACCAGAUGGAAAGAGAAAUCCUGGUUGCAUUGACAAGUUUCACAAAGAUACACUAAAGAUAAUUGAGCUUGUGGCCAAAGAUUCUGCAGAGAAGGGUCUCUCUGAAGAGGCAGUCAAACUUUAUGAUCUAGCCAAGAAUCAUGAAAAAGCAUUGGUAAUCUUGAACAAGCUCUUGAGUCAGGUGGUGUCAACAUCCAGUGGUCUCCAGUCUCCAAGAGACAGACUUCAAACCUUGGCAGUGGACUUAGCACAGAGAUACAGAACUCUGGGUCACACAGCAAGCCAAAGUAGAACAAGCACAUUUUUCUUGCUGUUGGAUCUGAUGCAGUUCUUUGACUUGUAUCAUGCUGGUCAGUUAGACACUGCUUUGGAUGUGAUGCAUAAGCUGAGACUAGUUCCACUUGGAAGUGAAUCAGUGGAGGAGAGAGUGGCCGCCUUUAGACAAUACAACGAUGAAAUUCGACGAAACUUACCAGAUGUGCUUCUGGCAACGAUGAACAUUCUUUACACAAAGUAUCGCAACACAAGAGGGAGUACUCAGAGCCCUUUAAUCGACAGACAAAGAGAUGAUGGUGGCCAAGAAAGGUAUCGGGACAUUUUGAGGCGCCAAGCCCGAGCCUUGAUCACAUUCGCGGGAUUGAUCCCGUACCGUCUUCCCGGAGACACGAACGCACGCCUCGUUCAGAUGGAAGUCCUCAUGAAUUGAAGCAUCCUACCAAGCCCCCCUCAGCUAACAAGCUGGUGCCCAGUUUCCUGGCAGUUUUUGAAGCGGGGAAUGGUACGUCAAACGUCAACUGUAAGGUAAAAUGACGUGAGCGAGUUCAGUCGCCUUCCAUUACCGACGGUCCUCUCAGCCCUUUGGAACCAAGAGCAUUCAUUCUUUUUCUGUUCCAUCAUAAUUUACCUUCCCUGUAAAAAGGAUUGAUCUGAAACGUGGAUAAGCGUGCAAGUAUAAAUGUUUACGGUACAAGUUCAGUUUAUUGCAGACUGAAAACAAAAUCGAUUACAUUUCUCAUAGCAAAACAGUUUUGUAAUUUUGACGAUACUGUACAGUUUGUAGUCUUAAUUGAAUAAAAAGUAUAUAUAUGUU